GCAGAGCUCAAACAGAGAGAGAUGGAGACGGAGAGACAGGCGAGGAGGGAGAAGAUAAAAUCACGAGAGAUGGAUCGCAUGGCGUUGAUAACGGGUCGGAUCUCCAAUCUAGGCCCAAGCAUAUCCAAAUCAACUUCAUUUUCUGAUAUUCGCACAAAUGAUUUGCCCAAGCACUCGCGCUCCUCAUCGGAACCUUCACCGCCCUAUUUGAUCCUCGAUCGCGCACACGGUGAAGAUGAUGAUGAUGUGCCAAACACAUACAAUGAUGAGGAUUUCUCGAAACAAAACACAGCUGCAUCCUUUCGUAACAGAAGAAAUAGAUCAUCAUCAGUGCUGGUCGCCACACCCAAAGCAAAGCUUCCCAGGAAGCCAGUCGAGUAUCAUCUCAUCUCGAUCACACGAAAAGACAUAAACCACAGCAUCAUAUCCUCGGAGAAGACGCGCUUGUUCUGCUCCUUGGUGAUAGCACUCCUCGUGCUCCUGUCUCACAUUGACCCCAUAUUCAUAGUAGUGAAGUCGGAGAGCCUCAUUGCCUCUAGGCCUCUGUACGCAGUGCUGCUGAGUGAUCUGUUGAUUGCAGCCGCCACAUUGGCGCUUCUCUCAUUCCGGAGGGCGGCCGAGCAAAAGGUGGAAUUCGAGAAAGAUGUGAAUUGGGAUGGAGCUGUGAAAGUGUUGGAAUGGGGGAUUAUCUUGCAUCAGACAGUCCGUGCAAUCUUCAUAGACUGCAGCUUGUAUUUGGCUAUUGUUAUAUGCGGCCUCUCUCUCAUGCAUUGAUUUUGGGAUUUCUCAUCUCAUCAAUUCUACAUUUUGUCAACGUGGGUUUGAGGAGAAAAGGGGUCGUCGAGUACACAUAGAGAAGCAAGGAUAUCUACUGCAUGUGAAGUGCACCUCCCCUCUCCCCUUCUUCAACGCGGAUUAAUAUUGAUCAAAGAUAGGGUUCAGGGUUUAGCGUAAAGAAAUAUUUGAUAGAAGAUAGAAAAGAUUCAUUUUGUAUCAUAUCUAAGGGGUUCCUCACUUCGGGUAAACAAGCAAUGCAACAUGAUCUUUAUCAAAUGGAAUGCAAUCUUUUCUCAUCCGUGUCAAUAUCCCACCAGAGUGACUUCGG
Molecule: messenger RNA, 1105 nt
Organism: Salvia splendens (bonfire salvia)
Lineage: Eukaryota; Viridiplantae; Streptophyta; Magnoliopsida; Lamiales; Lamiaceae
Exons: 3
Coding region: 22-774 (250 amino acids)
Source: RefSeq, a predicted model, not a curated record